AUGAGCCUUCGGUCAAGAAUCGCACAGCGGCCAGCGGCCAACGCCCUUGUUCAGACUCCUGCUCAGCCAGCGGUUGAUAACGGCCUUCGCAUUUUCUCUAAGCUGCGGAGAAAGAGGUCGCUCUGGUGGGACGACUACGUCCUCACUGCAAGUUGGGGAGCUCUCGCGGUGUCAUGUUCGCUGCUCUCUGCGUGCGUCAGCCUUGGGUAUGGAAGGCGUAACUCAGAUAUCCUACCAGAGAACUUUGAUAACGUCCUGCUCCUCUCCUACGCCGCUGGGUUCGCUUCAAUUGUUGCCGCCCUAUGGAGUAAGAUAUCGUUUGCCCUUACGCUAUUGCGCAUCUCAACAGGCAGGAUGAAGGGGUUCCUCUGGUUCAUCGUCAUCACGGUCAACCUUGUCUUGGGUGCCAACGCUACGAUUCACUGGGUUCAGUGUUGGCCGCUGGACAGGCUAUGGCAUCCCCAAUCGCACGGAAAAUGUUGGCCGCGGAGAACCGUUAUCUAUUAUAAUAUUUUUGCAGCCGCGUACUCUGGUGCGGUCGACAUCGUGCUAGCGCUGCUUCCCUAUGAGUAUGAGUAUUUUCGCCGGGAUUACGUCUUUCCUGAAGAUAACCACGGUUAA
Messenger RNA from Scedosporium apiospermum, 621 nucleotides. RefSeq lists its product as uncharacterized. The record is from RefSeq and is a predicted model, not a curated record. The transcript has 6 exons. NCBI's taxonomy places the organism in Eukaryota, Fungi, Ascomycota, Sordariomycetes, Microascales, Microascaceae. The coding region runs from base 1 to 621 and encodes 206 amino acids.